AUGCACGGCGCUGAAAAAUUCGAUGCAGGAAUGCAGCUCUCGGUUCUGCCGUACCAUAAUCCCUGUGGCUGCAGCGCCGUCCGCCUGGGGGGCAUCGUGGUCAAUCACCCGCUGAUCGCUCCACAUCCCACGGAAGGGCUCUUUCUGAGCGAGAACACCGAUGAAAUACGCCAGCACCUCGACUGCCCUCGUCGUAUUGGAAGCAUCACAGGCGCUGGGAAGACCGGGGCAUGGCGGCCCGACAGCGACACCGCGGGCCAGUGGAUCCAGGUCGACCUGGGCCGGGAAGCUGUGGUGACCGGUGUCAUCGUCCAGGGUCGUUCCGCCCACGACGGCUCCGAGCAGCAGCAGUGGGUCACAGAGUACGCGGUGGAAUACGCCAGCGAAGGGUAUCCUACGCGUCAGACGGUACAGGAUGGCGAAGGCAAUGUAGCGACGUUUCCUGGCAGCACCGAUAGUGACUCCUCGAUGACGUCACGCUUCUACGGAGCGAUCCUGGCCAAUGUUAUCUGCAUCAAGCCCACGUCGUGGUAUUCAGGGGUGGCUUUGCGAUUUGAACUACUCGGCUGCUUACCUUCGUGA
Acanthaster planci (crown-of-thorns starfish) is the source of this 582-nucleotide messenger RNA. RefSeq names its product lactadherin-like. The record is from RefSeq and is a predicted model, not a curated record. Lineage: Eukaryota; Metazoa; Echinodermata; Asteroidea; Valvatida; Acanthasteridae.